Molecule: messenger RNA, 787 nt
Organism: Solanum tuberosum (potato)
Lineage: Eukaryota; Viridiplantae; Streptophyta; Magnoliopsida; Solanales; Solanaceae
Product: 50S ribosomal protein L34, chloroplastic
Exons: 3
Coding region: 93-563 (156 amino acids)
Biological process (GO): translation
Cellular component (GO): mitochondrial large ribosomal subunit; ribosome
Molecular function (GO): structural constituent of ribosome
Source: RefSeq, a predicted model, not a curated record
UCCCUUGGAUUGCAGAUAAGGCAUCAAAACCUCUUUAAGUAGGUUGUAGAUAGAUAGAAGAGGAGGAGGGAGAGUUUCGAAAGAGAGAAAAAAUGGCUUCUUUGUCAAUGGGAAGUUGGGUCUGUUCAGGAAUAGGAAACCACGGACCAUCCGCUUCGCUUUCUCUACGUACUGGUUCUUCAAGAAUGACUACUUCUGUCUCUUUGAAAAUGGCUUCUAAUGUCUCUACUCGUUCUGGGUUGCUUCACUGCUCUUUUGUUUCUUCCUCUGCACUCUCUACCUUAUCUUCUUCAACAUCCUUUUCCGGUUCAUCAUUUGGCUUUGGCUUCAGUUCCAACAUUGGAGUGAGCACCACUAAAAGGCGUGGCCUGGUGGUGCAGGCAAAGAAGUAUGCUCUUUGUCAGACUAAGAGGAAUAGGUCAAGGAAGUCGUUGGCUCGAACACAUGGUUUUCGCAAGCGUAUGAGUACCACCAGUGGUAGAGCAACUAUUCAGCGGAGACGUGCAAAGGGCCGAUGGGAUCUCUGCCCAAAGUCUUCACCUAGAACUGGCAAACGAGCUUAAUGUUUAUUGUAACUGAUUUUCGUUGGAUCAUCCGGCUGUUGGAAUGUGUAAGUUGAAAUAAGAUGUGCCCCAAUCGAACCAGAAACUGACCUGUCUAUGCUUCUUUUCUCUAAAUUAGUAGCUAGUUAAAGACAAUAUAUGUAUUCUAUUCCUCAUCAAUUUGGUUAUACCGUAUGUAUAAGAAGCAUCCUAUCCUAAUGCAGGAAAAGUUUGUAUGAGCGAAA